GCUGCCCGGCCCCGCCCUCACCUGCCCAGGUAGCUUCAGCCUCGUCUCGGCUCCAGGUGCAGCUCCCUUGUCUCUGGGGCCCCAAGAUGCUGCCCGGGCUCCAGGUGCUGCUGGCAGGGCUCUGCCUUCUUGCCCCCCUGGUCUCCGCCCAGGCAGAUGGGAAUGACCCCUUCCACUACGACUGGCACCGUCUGCGCAUGGGAGGCCUGGUGGUGGCGGCCGUGCUCUGCGUCAUGGGUAUCGUGGUGCUGCUGAGUGGGAAGUGCAAGUGCCGCCGUGCCAGCCGCCGCCCCCCAGAGACCUCCAAGCUUCUGGUGCCAGGAGCUGCCAGUGCAUGAUGCCCCUGGAGACCUCCUUGUCCCGCCCCCCACGUAAUAAACGGCUGCCCUGAGGUCAA
This is a messenger RNA of Alligator mississippiensis (American alligator), 397 nucleotides long. It is a transcript of the gene FXYD3, whose product is annotated as FXYD domain containing ion transport regulator 3. Gene Ontology annotation, cellular component: membrane. Lineage: Eukaryota; Metazoa; Chordata; Crocodylia; Alligatoridae. Gene Ontology annotation, biological process: regulation of sodium ion transmembrane transporter activity. Bases 87 to 338 code for a protein of 83 amino acids. The record is from RefSeq and is a predicted model, not a curated record. The transcript is spliced from 8 exons. Gene Ontology annotation, molecular function: sodium channel regulator activity.